AAGAGGAAGAUGGAGGUCACUGCUCGAUGUGCUGCUGUGCUGUUCCUCCUGCUGCUGUCUCAAGCCCUGAUCGCUGUUCACUCGCAGGAGGUGAACUCUGGAUUAACUCGUCCCUCGUGUGUCCUUCAGGAGGAGGAGGUGGAGGCCGUCCAGGAGGAGGAGCUGCAGGAGGAGGACCAGCAGGUGAUCGAGACAUGGACAUCAAACAUGGAAGCGUGCACCUGCGACUGCAAGUCUGCUGACUCACCCACGCGGAUCCCCACGGUCGUCCCACCUGUACUGUCCACCUCACUGCCACUGCCGCCGCCUCAGGAUCAACCAAUGACCUGCAUGCCAGAGUGUCCUUACCACACAGCUCUGGGCUUUGAAUCUGGAUCUGUGACCUCAGACCAGAUCAGCUGCUCCAAUCAGGACCAGUACGCUGGCUGGUACUCCUCUUGGAUCCCCACCAAGGCUCGCCUUAACAACCAAGGCUUUGGGUGUGCAUGGCUCUCCAAGUUUAACGACCAGUAUCAGUGGAUCCAGAUUGACCUGAAGGAGGUGGGUGUGGUGUCUGGCAUCCUGACCCAGGGCCGCUGUGAUGCUGACGAGUGGAUCACAAAAUACAGCAUCCAGUAUCGCACCGUGGAAACUCUCAACUGGAUCUAUUACAAAGACCAGACAGGAAACAACAGGGUCUUCUACGGGAACUCGGACCGCUCCUCCACGGUCCAGAACCUGCUGCGUCCGCCCAUCGUGGCUCGUUACAUCCGCCUGCUGCCGCUGGGCUGGCACACCCGCAUCGCCGUGAGGAUGGAGCUGCUGAUGUGCAUGAGCAAGUGUUCCUGAGGUGAACUGUCCGUCCUUCCCCUGCCAA
Molecule: messenger RNA, 856 nt
Organism: Plectropomus leopardus (leopard coralgrouper)
Lineage: Eukaryota; Metazoa; Chordata; Actinopteri; Perciformes; Serranidae
Source: RefSeq, a predicted model, not a curated record